Molecule: messenger RNA, 7867 nt
Organism: Notolabrus celidotus (New Zealand spotty)
Lineage: Eukaryota; Metazoa; Chordata; Actinopteri; Labriformes; Labridae
Gene: trim71
Product: tripartite motif containing 71, E3 ubiquitin protein ligase
Exons: 8
Coding region: 326-2821 (831 amino acids)
Biological process (GO): protein polyubiquitination; proteasome-mediated ubiquitin-dependent protein catabolic process
Molecular function (GO): zinc ion binding; ubiquitin protein ligase activity; protein binding
Source: RefSeq, a predicted model, not a curated record
CCAUUUUUUUCUCAGUGGAUAAGAGCGGCUCGAGGAGCUGCAGCCGGAGCGACACGCGCCCACGAGAGCGCACACCUAAUGUUUAUGGUAAUGUUAAUUCGACCGAAAGUAAACAGCAGCAACCACAACGAAGUAAGGGACGCAAUAAAGGUCCACACGGUCGGUGGACCGGGUUUUCCGCGGUCGUAGGGCUUCGUUUUGCACGCUGCUGUAGAAAAUUCCUGCGCAUUCCUCCACGCAGAGAUCCACAGAGGGAGACCAACCAACACACUCAACGGGGAAGGAUCGCUGGAAUCGGCCUCUUUACAAGGCGGACUGUCUGCAGAUGGCUUCGUUUCCAGACUCGGACCUGCAGACGUGCCCGCUCUGCAAGGAGCUGUGCGGCUCCUCUGCUCCUAUUUCCUCAAGCUCUUCUACCUCCUCAUCUUCCUCACAUACCUCGUGCUCCUCCAGCCAGACCACCAGGAGGCUCCACGUCCUUCCCUGUCUCCAUGCCUUCUGCAGGCAGUGCCUGGAGGGCCAGCGGAGUCCUGGGGACCCACUGAAGCUUCGGUGCCCCACUUGUGACCAGAAGGUGUCCAUUUCUGAGGCCGGGGUGGACUCCCUGCCUUCCUCCAAUUUCCUCUUCAGCAACCUGCUGGAUGUGGUGGUGAGCUCUGAGGAGCAGAUCCAGAACAAGAACGGUCACCACCACCACCGGGGAGGUCUAGGUGUAGGCUCCUCCAGCUUCCAUCUCCCCCAUGGAAGCCUGCUGCACCCUCACCACCUUGGAGAGCCUCAAUGCAGCUCCUGUGACGAGGAGAAUCCUGCCACAUCCCACUGCAUCGACUGCCAGGAGUAUCUGUGUGACAACUGUGUGCGGGCACACCAAAGGGUGCGGCUGACCAAAGACCACUUCAUCGAGCGCCUGGGCGACAACCUCCACCUCAGCCGGAUCAAUGCCAACAGCAACCCGGGUCAACCAGGGGUGUCGGUGUCCCUCGCCCAGUCCCUGCAGAACAACUUUGCCCUGCUGUCCCUAUUCCAGGACCGCAUGAGCUUCUGCCAGCACCAUGACAAUGAGGUAUUUCUCUUCUUCUGUGAGACCUGCACCGUGCCUAUCUGCAGGGAGUGCAGUGUAGGCCGUCAUAUGGGCCACACCUUCGUUUAUCUACAAGACGCUGUACAGGACUGCAGGGCCAUCACCAUCCAGCUGCUGGCAGAUGCACAGCAGGGGCGACAGGCUGUGCAGCUAAGCAUGGAGAAGGUCCAGGCCAUGGCAGAGCAGGUGGAGAUCAAAGCUAAGGUGGUGCAGACAGAAGUGAAGGCCCUUGUCCUCCGACACAAGAAAGCGCUGGAGGAGAGAGAGUGCGAACUACUGUGGAAGGUGGAAAAGAUCCGUCAGCUGAAGGCCAAGUCGCUGUACUUGCAGGUGGAGAAACUGCAUCAGAGUCUGACCAAGCUGGACAGCACCAUCGCUGCUGUGAGCCAGGUGCUGGAUGAGGGCCGCCACCUCGACGUGCUGCUGGCCAGGGAGCGAAUGCUCACCCAGAUCCAUGAGCUGAAGGCUUUGAGGGGUCUGCUGCUGCCACAAGAGGAUGACCGCUUCAUGUUCACUCCUCCAGAUCAGGCUCUGUACAUAGCCGUCCAGGCCAUGGGCCUCAUCAGCAGUGGAGCAUUUGCCCCGGUCACCAAAGCCCAUGGUGAGGGUCUAAAAAGCGCACUUCGUGGCAAGCCUGCCUCCUUCACUGUGAUUGGAUAUGACCAUGACGGUGAACCACGCCUGUCCGGCGGGGACGCAGUGUCUGCGAUCGUAAUGUCUGUCACAGAUGGUAACCUGUCUGCAGCGGAGGUAUCAGACCACCAGAACGGCUCUUACACGGUCAGCUACCUUCCCAAGUGUGAGGGGGAGCACCUUGUGUCAGUGUUGGUGUGUAACCAGCACAUCCAGGGCAGCCCCUUCAAGGUGAUCGUCAAGUCGGGGCGGAGCUACGGCUCCCUGGGCUCCCAAGUGUCAGCGUUUGGGUGCGAGGGGGAGGGAGAUGGUCAGCUGUGUCGUCCCUGGGGCAUCAGCGUGGACAAGGAGGGAUACGUGGUGGUGGCUGAUCGGAGCAACAACCGUAUACAGAUAUUUAAGCCUUGUGGUGCCUUCCACCAUAAGUUUGGCUCUCUGGGUUCUCGGCCUGGUCAGUUCGAUCGUCCAGCAGGGGUUGCAUGUGACAGUCAGAGACGAAUCAUUGUGGCUGAUAAGGACAAUCACCGUGUGCAGGUGUUUACAUUUGAGGGCCAGUUCCUGCUGAAGUUUGGGGAAAAGGGUACCAAGAAUGGGCAGUUCAACUAUCCCUGGGAUGUGGCUGUCAAUUCUGAGGGUAAGAUCCUGGUCUCAGACACCAGGAACCAUCGUGUGCAGCUCUUCGCCCCUGACGGCUCCUUCCUCAACAAGUACGGCUUUGAGGGGGCCCUGUGGAAACACUUUGACUCUCCCAGAGGAGUGGCUUUUAACCACGAAGACCACCUGGUGGUGACAGACUUCAACAACCAUCGGCUGCUCGUCAUCCGGCCAGACUGCCAGUCAGCCCGCUUCCUGGGCUCAGAGGGCACCGGGAAUGGACAGUUUCUACGUCCCCAGGGUGUCGCUGUGGACCAGGAGAACCGCAUCAUCGUGGCCGACUCCCGCAACCACCGAGUCCAAGUGUUCGAGCCCAAUGGAAACUUCUUAUGCAAAUUUGGCACACAGGGGAGCGGCUUUGGACAGAUGGAUCGCCCCUCCGGCGUGGCUGUGACACCUGACGGCGUUAUUGUGGUCGUUGACUUUGGAAAUAAUCGCAUCCUCAAGUUCUAAACAAACGUUUAUUCUCUCCCUCUGUUUGCUCUUUUGCAGUUUUUUUUUUUUUUUUUGAUGAAGGAAAUGGAGGAGAGAGAAUGAAUCAACAGACACAACUGGAGGAGAGCUCGGGGAGGUUUGAGAGCAGGUUGAAGUGAAGGGAAAUUAAAACUGAACAUGAUAAUUUUUUUCAUUAACAUUGAUCUUCUCCCAAUCAAAUAACUGUGGUAUGCAUUACAAAGGGGACCUCUACAAAUUGAUAAUCAGUAGAAUGAAGAGCCAUAUUUCCCUUCCUCAGGCUCCACUGCUCUGAAUCCUCUCUGCAGCUCUCCUCAAGUAUCCAUCUCAGGGAUUUUCUCACUUUUCUUGAAAUCUUGUACCCUCUGCUCCAAACCUACCUCAUUUAGCUCUUUAUGAAUGUACUCAUAGUAACUGAGCAGAGGUUUUAGUCCGUGAAGUUUUACAAAGAAGAAAAGUCUACCUCUAUACUUUGUUAUUUAAGAGAGACAAAAAAGAAUGGACUGUUGAGUUGAUAUUUGCACAGGAUUAAUGGAAUUCUUGCUGUGCAUUUGAAAUAUGAGUUAAAGUGAACCUCCUGAAUGUUGUUGCUGAGACAAUACUCAGACCGCUGUAGAGGCUGCAUGAUUUAUUCUCAUUCGUGGGCUUUGCUCAGAGAGGAAACAAGGGUACAAUAGUGUCCUUUCCACGUUUUUUAGGCAACUUAGUGUUUUGCUUAUGCAGCAACCCUUUUCUCUUUGAAGAUCAUAGUGUUAUGAUAGCCUAAAGAGAGUGCCCGAAGCAAUGCCAAACUUCAUAGAAUUAAAAUUAGCUCAGGUCAUGGUAGGACUUAAGACGAUCCUUGCUUUUCGGACUCUCCCUCUAGCUUUACGAGCUGAUGAUGAUAUGAUGAAAAUAUAGAUACAUUUCCCUCUGAAAUGAUCCCUCUGUUAAACUUAUCCAAAGUGUUUGCUCUUUCGUACUCCCUCUCUCCCCUCACUGUCUGUAAGACUGGAUGAACUAAGUGUUCAUGUCUAGUCAACAUGAAAAUCUAGGAUGCAAGGAGAGCAGCGAGUCCUUAGAAUUGGAGGACCCACCAAAGGAUUUUGGAGAUGGAUUUUCCAAGAUCUUAAUCUAUUAGUGAUCUUAAUCUAGAGAUUUAAUCAUUUAAUUAAAUGACACCUUUUUGAUGAGGCAUGCUGUGUGACAAAAGCCUCAGUAGACAACUAAUUUGGCUGUCCAGAGGACGUUAAUGACCUCACAAGAAAGACACCGAUAAUAACAACUCUUUGUUUUGAGCUGGUGGUUGAAAGCCACCCGCUUUGGCUCCUGGGGCCGAGGAUUUAGUCCAGUUCAAUGAGAGGGUGUGAUCACAAAGCCCUGGCUUAUUUAUUAAUCCUCAAAGAUGGGGGAACCUCCCCAUGUGAGACCGAUUCCUCUAGAGAUGGAGGUCUAAAGACCAACUAUUGGAGUCAACCAAAGUUAGAAUUUCUGCACAAUGUCCAACUGUAGAUAUGGCAAUUAAAUAAACUAAACCCCCUUUUAAACAUUUUCCUAAAUAAUCAUUGUUGCCUGUCACUGAAAAAUUCAUAAAACCCAUGCAGUUGAGUCCUCGUCAAUGUUAGACUUAGAAGCAUAAAGUGUGUGUAGGUCACAGGUAGUUGACCAUAAGUAUUUUCACAUCCUCUAAGACCAAGACCUUUGUUGCUGAGGCAGGUUUUGAAAGAAGAUCCCUUUUGUCUCUCGGCGGACAUGUCUGAGUAGAAAGCAGGAGAUACCCACACCAAAGAGAAACCCUCCUCCUGCAGACCAGAUAAAUAUUAGACAGCCCAAAGGCUCAAAGUAGCGUCUCAGAUUAACCUUUGUGUCCCCGUAUAAUCACCAUAGAAAGUCAUAGUUACUAACUGUUAGUGGUUAAAGCAUUGUGGGGUUUUGAAUCCCCUUGCCCUUGUUUCAAUCUGUGUCCCAUGGAAAGCACUAGACAAUUAAGGUUCUUUUAGCCACUUUCUUAGCCUAGCAAAGAAUCUUGGGACUUCUGAAAGAUUUACUGACUGGCUCUCACCUCUGAGGAGACAGCCCGUCUGCACAUGACCAGGAUUCCCAUCGUCAUAGCUCAGAUAUCCUGUUUUACCUCCCUCCUCUUUUACCUCAUGAAUACCUCAAACAUGUCACUCAUGGCUACUGUGCAUUUUAACAUUCAAAUACCUCAACUUCUUACGCAUUCUGAAUACCUCAUUUUCACUUUUGUAUUUAAAUAUACCUUGUCAUAUAUUUAUGCAUAACAGAUAUACCUCAUUCUUUAAAUCAUCUGUGUUACAGUACAGUUCAGUACAUGUCCCAUAGCUCUUGGACCAAAGAUCAUGGUACUAUUUUGAGUUGAAAUUAAAUUUGUAUUAUGGUCAUCGCUCUAUCUUCCAACCCUGAGCAGCCUUCGGGUUGUUCAUUCUGCUGUAAUUGCCUGGUUAUCUUUGCCUUUUAUCAACAAGAAACCAAAUAUUUCAGAUGAAAGCAUUGUGCCAAAAUAAUCUGUGAGAGGUCUGUGCCAAACAGGGUUGGCAUUUGGACCACGCUGUUGUCGACGACAAAUGUCACUGGACCAUAAUAUCAUAGAUACAAAUGUAAAAUCAGAGCACCUGAGAAUAAAUCGUGCUCUCUGAUUGGAUGCACUUAAGAGGGCUGGGCCCUGCUUAUCUUUACCUCAUGAUUAUGUUGUUAACAUGCAUACUCCACUUGUACUUUGUUACUGUGUACAAGGGGUGACAGGAAGAGGAAGUGGCCUCUUUACAGAGUUAAGAACUUUACAAAUCUGCCUUUGAACACUCAAGAUAUACCUCGAAUUCAGCACAACUUACCACCAUCUCAGUGAGGGUUUUAGGAUACUUGAUGUUGGAUGUUUAGGACCUUCAGACCAGUGUGAACCCAACCAUUCUCACUGUGUGGUUUAAACAAACACAUCAUAGGAUUACUCCUAACAGGUGACAGCAGGCUGAGUUUAUAUUUAAGUAGAGCAAUUAGCACAUUGAUUGCGAGCCAGUUUGAUUCCUCGGAUGCUUCGAACCCAACAGAAGAUGUUUUUUUGUUUUUCAGUAUUACUCUGUGAAAUGUUCAUUCAUGUUGCAUCAGUUUUUUAUUAAUAUUGCAGAAUUCUAUCUUUAAGAUCCUUAGGUCUUCACUCUUAAAGAGGAGAAAUAUAUUUUAGACUUUUUUUUUUCAUUUUGUUGCAUGCUUUAAAAGUCCUUGUAUUAUACCGAUGUCUCUCAGAUAGGUGUUGCAAAACUCAGAUGGGGUGGGUAGCUGACUAUUGGGAUGGUUUUUACCAAAAUAUAUACCCAAAGAUUUGUAUGUGUGUGUUUAGGAUUAUGUUGGAUGGAAUUAACCUUUGACCUUUGCGAUUGUAUUCCCUGUCCUGAAGAGGCUCUGCAGAGUACAACCUGUUUGGCCAGUCCUUCCUCCUUUCCUGAGAAACAAUGGAGGCAGAGCGUUCAGAUGAAUGCUAAAGGCUGGCAUGCUCCUGGACCAUUAGUGCUUAGUUUUCUCCCUCAUAUAUGCAUAAUAUGUGUCAACAUAUUACCAUAUUCUCCUUUACACUCAAAGCCCUGGAACAUGUUGAAGCUGUAAAAGCUUCCUGCUGGGCAUAGAUUAACCUUAACAAUAAUGAUGAAUCCAUGGGGUGUCUUUUUUUGUUUGACUUGGUAAUGGAGCUUCCUCACAUUUCUGUGAGGAGCAGCUAGGUUUCUCCAGCACAAACUAGCAACUAGCCCUCUUCCUCCUCUUUCUUACAAUCCAGGAAGUGUUUGUGAUGGCUGCUGAGCUUGUGACUGGUCGACUGCACUCCUGCUCAGCAUUUUUGUUUUUUGUUUUUUAAAGGGCCCCUGUAGUUGUUGUCCACCAUUUUAUUUCUGGCCUCUCAUGGCUUUAAGAUUUAAAAAAAAAAAAAAAGCAAAAAAAAAGCAAAGCUGCACCGGUUGGUGUGUGCAAGGUCGUAGACCUCCUUUAAAUGAUUGUAUACUCUAAAGAAAGAAAGAAAAAAGGUUGGAAAAUUUAGAAAGGAAAAAAAUAAAUAAAACUCAGGUAGUUUUCAGCAGCCCUGCCUUGCAGGUGUCUCUUUGAAACGUGUCCCGUAGUGAUGAUGUAGUAACCUUUUUCCCUGUUAUGAGCUCUCAUUUCUAGUCUGAUUCUUUUGUGUGUCCCAUUUACAUAUAUUAUAAAAAAAAUCUAAAUCAGAAACAAUAAGGCUUUUAAUUACUUUUCCUGAUUGUUUUCUCUCUUUUUUUUUUGCCAAUUUUAUUUUCGUUCACAAAAUAGUACAAAUAAGUCUCACCACUCGAUGCUCAUUGGCCCUUUUAGAAUGUAUUUUUGUGAAGAAAGGGGUUAAAUGGGAUCUUGUUGACGCACACUUGCUACAACCUGCUGCUGGCACAAGAGACAAGAAGUACUAAAUUUCUCUCAACAUUUUGUGCUGAAUGUUCAUCACCAGCAAUACUUAGAGUAUUAGGUGGAAUCAUAUGGUAUGUAGUGGAACAUACAGCACAGUGUUUAUGUAUAAACCAGCUUUGAUAUCAGCCUCUCAGAUGAGGGUUGUUUGGCCUGAGGGGACAACAGCCAGCUCAUCUUGUCCAAACUCUGGUUUCCGUUGUCUCGUUCUCCCAGCAGCUGAUUGUGUGUGGAGUGUGUAGAGUGUUUGUGCGCUUCAUCUGUGUUGUCUAAGCAGAAAUCCACUGAAUGUAUCCUCCUAACAGUCCAAGAGGCAGGGAGAGCCAGUGUGGCCAGCUGAGUUUAGAUGGGUGCUGCUGGCGCUUCCUCAGCCAGGUCUGUGUGUGUGUUUAUCAGUCAAACCUUGUUCGUAUGUGUGUUUGCCAGCACACCUUCCCUCCCUUUUAACACACACGCACACGCUGAGUGAAGUGCAGAUGUCAGGUCUUCAGUCUAAAUAAGGCACAGGAGACUAUAAUAUAUUGGUCACCUGCUCUCUCUCUGUAAUCUGUGGACUUUAAACAUUUCCUAUGCAGUUUUUUGUUUGCUUUUUUGUUUACACUUAAAUAAAGUUGUAUUUCUUUGACUUCAAAA